UAAUCCUUCCUUUUUUGGUUUGGAAGAAACAAGACAAUUGUAGUGUAGUGGUUCUGGUGUUGUUGGAGGGUCGAGAAGACAUUGUUGACAAAGUCAGUCAGGGUCAAUUUCGGAGUUCUCAUUCUUUCAUUCAUCCAUUGCCGUCUCUUCAAUUCUCCUCUUAACCCACAAAACCAAACCCUCUUUUUAUUUCAAUUUCAACAACAACAACAACUUUUCAAUCGUGAAACAAACCGUUUUUAACAUCAACAUCGUAUCAUGUCUCUCAAACCGUCUAUUUCCUCGGACAAUACGAAGCUUCCUUUGUCGGAUCCUCCCAAAGACCAACCCGACGACGACAAGCUUUUCAAAGGCUCCGCCAUGACCAAACGUGGCGCCUACGCCGCCAUCUCUUACAUGUCCUGCGCUGUUUUAUUGGUGAUGUUCAAUAAGGCAGCUCUUUCAUCGUAUAACUUUCCAUGUGCAAAUGUUAUCACACUUCUUCAGAUGGCUAGUUCGUCUUUUUUUCUUUAUAUGUUGAGGCGCUGGAGAGUAAUUAGUUUUACAGCAAGUGAAUCCUUACUUAUAUCAGAUACUUCAACGAAAUUGGUAUCAUUCAAAACUUUGAAGCACACAUCUCCUUUGGCCGCGACAUAUUUACUUUACAUGCUAGCCACCAUGGAGGCUGUUCGGAGAGUAAAUGUUCCAAUGUAUACGACUUUGAGGAGGACAACAGUGGUAUUUACAAUGCUUGCAGAGUUUGUUUUGGUGAGGCAGAGGUAUACGCGAUCGGUCGUUUUCAGUGUUGGCUUGAUUAUCUUUGGUGCCUUUGUUGCGGGAGCACGAGACUUAUCUUUUGAUGGUUAUGGUUAUGCCGUUGUUUUCGUGGCAAACAUUACUACAGCAAUAUAUCUUGCUACCAUAGCCCGCAUCGGAAAAACUAGCGGUCUUACUAGCUUUGGCCUUAUGUGGUGCAACGGUAUCCUUUGUGGGCCAGUUUUACUCGUCUGGACUUUUAUUAGUGGUGACUUGAAGACGACAAUUGAUUUUCCUUAUCUUUUCUCACCUGGUUUUCUCGUUAUUUUGCUUUUUUCAUGCAUACUGGCAUUCUUCUUGAACUACUGUAUAUUUCUCAACACAACUCUUAAUUCCGCUCUGACACAGACAAUUUGUGGUAAUAUGAAGGAUCUAUUUACAAUUGGCUUUGGCUGGAUAAUUUUUGGCGGGCUACCAUUUGAUUUUUGGAAUGUAGUUGGACAAUUUCUCGGUUUCACCGGAUCGGGUUUAUAUGCUUACUUUAAGCUCAUUGGCAAGUAACUUGUUCAAGUCCUCUAAAUGAACAUGAGGACGGGCGAUGCAUCCGUCGAGGAGGACUAGAGUAUGAGAUGAAUCAGAAUCAAACUCGGUUCUGUGGAACAUGUGAUGGACUAAUCUAAAUAUGUUUAGGAAGUUUUGUUGAAUAGAAGAUGAUGACAGAAACAUUUUCUUAGGAAGCAUUCUAGUUCUGGUGUCAUGGCUUUAGUGUAAUAAAACAAUUGUUGAUGAUGUUGUUGUUCAUCCCUCUAUUUGAAACUGUUAAUAAACACAGUAUUAUUUUAUUAUAAACAAUGGAAGACAGAACAA
Vicia villosa (hairy vetch) is the source of this 1602-nucleotide messenger RNA. RefSeq names its product UDP-N-acetylglucosamine transporter UGNT1. The record is from RefSeq and is a predicted model, not a curated record. Gene Ontology annotation, molecular function: antiporter activity; GDP-fucose transmembrane transporter activity. Lineage: Eukaryota; Viridiplantae; Streptophyta; Magnoliopsida; Fabales; Fabaceae. The transcript has 10 exons. The coding region runs from base 259 to 1296 and encodes 345 amino acids. Gene Ontology annotation, cellular component: Golgi apparatus.